AUGGCUCGUAGGCCAUUGCAAUCGCCCUGUCUGCAAUGCCGACACCGCAAGGUGCGCUGCGAUCGCCGACGCAACACCUGUGGCAGCUGCGAACGCCUGCAAUUCAAUUGCUCCUUCCGAGACGACGGAGAGAGAACUCAGACCUCGCCGCCUGAACGGAAACGCGCAACUCAAGCAUGCCUAGCAUGUCGCCGUUUGAAAACACGCUGCUCCGGCGAACUUCCUGAAUGUGCCAAUUGUUGUCAACGGGAAAGGCAGUGUCGAUACACUGCUAGGAACGAGCCAGCGAACGAGUCACUGCAUGCGGAAGACGAAGGUUCACAGUGCGGCCCGAUCUUUCCCAAUCGUUUAAGGGACAUGGUCGAGACCCUUGAUCGCUUCUUUCGCCAUAUAUACCCCAUCCCUUCGUUCGCCUUCGUUCAUGAACCCUCGACUCGGAAGCAAUAUCUGGAGGGGACAAUGGACGAAACGUUUGCUAUAGCGCUGGCUGCUGUGACCAACGCUUUUCUUUCCUCAGAUGAAGCCAUACUUGACGAAGGCAAAUCGUGCAUCCGCAUAGUGGAAGCGCAGUUCUGGGACCAUCUUCAUGAACCGUCCAUUCGUCGCGUCCAAUGUCUUCUCUUCGUUAUCCAUUAUCAUAUUCAGACCGGGAAUUUCGCACGCGCUUACAUGCUAGCCGGAAUCGCCGGACGAGCUGCGACAGCCCUGCGGCUCAACUACGAACGGCCGGAUAUUGAACCAGUGGCGCAGGAGACACGGUGUCGUGUGCUGUGGGCGCUGACUAGCAUCGACGGGCAGUUUUCUGUUGGCUUGCCAGAGCACGAGACGAUGCCUUACAGCAUUGUCUACCAGCAGCUGCCUCAUUCCGAGGAAAGCUUCUCUGGUUCGCAAGUAGAACCGCCGAGGCAUCCGAACCUCCUGGCCGCCUGUUUCCGACUGUCGAAGAUCCAGCGGGACGUAAUGCGACUUACUCGACAGCUUUCCAUAUCGGACAAGCCUAUGGUGGGACUACCGGGACUGGUGCAGCAGAUCCAGAACGACUUGUGGCGGCUCCAUGCAGACCUGGAGGUCGAACAUGACUUUUCCAUCUCUUCGACCACUCAACCACUCAAGAUGAAGGAUUCUCGGUGGUUUGCACGGUAUCUCCUAGCCUCCCUCUCAUGGUACCAAGUCCAUUGCGAUCUCUACCGCAUAUUCCUGCCUGGCUAUGCUGAGGCCGUCCCCACAGUAAUCAUGAGCGCGACCGAUGCAGCCUUCAGAGGCCACGCAGCAGAGAUGUGCCGACUCCACGUCCAGCAGAUAUUCAAGAUACUAGGGAGUCUUUUAGACCCCGGCCUAAACGUCCCUUUACUAUCGUCCUAUGUCGCAGUCUGCGCCUAUCAAUCCGCGCGCUUGAUCCUAUUCCUACCGUCUUCACAGCAAGUCGAGGAAUGCUUAUCAGAGGAAUGUGCUUUCCGCGGAGCAAAUAUUGCCUCCCAACUCCUAUCCAGAUUCUUCGCCGCGUUGCCAUGGGCUCGAGAUAUUAUCACCGACCUGCGACGAUUAAUAUCCAACGCUACUUACGGUAUCGGUGCGUCUUCAGUAUCGACUGAUAAUGGCCGCUACCGGCACGAUCAACUCGCUGUGCACAGCUUGCUUCGACAGGCUAACUUUGUGGAUGAUGACUAUGAGCACUUGAUCUCCCGCGACGCCCCUAGCAUGGUCUGA
Molecule: messenger RNA, 1707 nt
Organism: Aspergillus mulundensis
Lineage: Eukaryota; Fungi; Ascomycota; Eurotiomycetes; Eurotiales; Aspergillaceae
Product: Zn(II)2Cys6 transcription factor
Exons: 2
Coding region: 1-1707 (568 amino acids)
Biological process (GO): regulation of DNA-templated transcription; DNA-templated transcription
Cellular component (GO): nucleus
Molecular function (GO): DNA-binding transcription factor activity, RNA polymerase II-specific; DNA binding; zinc ion binding
Source: RefSeq, a predicted model, not a curated record